AUGAGAAGGUUGACGUUAAGUCGUUGUCGUCAAGUCGUAAAGUUUACAGGUUUUCAUCCAAUACCUUUCUGGAAUCAUGUCACGGGGUGCCCAAGGGUGAAAUCAAAGGUGUAUUUAACACCCAAAAUAACUCAACAUCCGGGUUCCGUUUCAAAUAAAACUUACUAUAAUAUAGAGUUCCCAAAAGGUCAUAUUGCUAUAAAGAGUUUCAAUGCCGAGUUUGUCGAUGAAGAAGGGAAUCCUAUUUCCCUUAAAGAAACGUAUCUCCAUCAUUGGGCUGUAGUAAGAUACUAUCAACGAAAGGGUAAUAAAGAACCAAAAUAUAACAGUAAUCUAGGACUCCAUCAAUCAGAUUUGGUUGUUGCUAGGAAUGCUGGAGUAUGCAAUGGUGGUCUUUCCCAAUUUUUUGGUUUAGGAUCUGAAACACGAAAGACAGAUACACAUGUUCCUGAUCCUUAUGGAAUCGAAGUGGGUAACCCACUUGAAGUUCCUGCUGGAUAUGAAGAGAAAUGGAUGCUUAAUGUUCAUGCAAUCGACACUCGGGGUGCAGUAGAUGCUAUGGGUUGUGCUGAAUGCAGAUGUAGUUUGUAUAAUGUGACUGAGGAUAAAGAUGGUCAGCCUUUCAAACCAAAUUACGUGGGAGGUUUUUUCUGUUGCUAUGAUGGAACACAAUGCAAAGUGAAAAAUGGGCUUAAAAGUGUGAAAAGAAACAUUUACAUGAAGUAUAGUGUUGAGUGGGUUGAUUGGAGUGACUCCAUUGUACCCGUUAAAAUCUAUAUAUUUGAUGUGACUGAUAGUUGGCAGCACACAAGAAUCCAUGAUUGCUUGCUAGAGUAUGAUGUCGAACAAUGUGCCACUGGAGUUGCAACUAAUGAUUGCAUAAGUGCCAGAAGAUCAACUACAAGCAUCCAAUCUUCUGGUGAUGUGGUGUAUGGUGUUGCACACCUGCACAAUGGUGGGAUAGGUUCUGUACUAUAUGGGGAGGAUGGACGUGUUAUUUGCUCUUCUAGAGCUAUAUAUGGGGAAGGAAAUGAGGCAGGAGAUGAAGCUGGUUACAUGGUAGGAAUGACCACAUGUUACCCUAAACCAGGGUCUAUAAAGAUAGCAAAAGAUGAAGUUUUAACUUUGGAGUCUAGUUACAGCAGCCAAAAGAGCCAUAUAGGAGUUACGGGGUUCUUUUACAUUCUUGUUGCGAAAUCCUAGAGUCUUAUAAAACUUUAGCUAUUUACAAAUUUUACAUGACAUAUAAGCUUUUUAAUUCCCGCCAUUUAGGUUGUUCUUGUUUCAAGGUUGAUACAAGUGUAUUUUUAACUAUAUGCGAAAGCAUUGUAUAUAUGCAUACUAUUAGGGAUGAUCAUGGGACUGAACUGGUACCAAACUGGUUGGCACCGGUUUAUU
Molecule: messenger RNA, 1398 nt
Organism: Lactuca virosa
Lineage: Eukaryota; Viridiplantae; Streptophyta; Magnoliopsida; Asterales; Asteraceae
Source: the annotation of a GenBank genome assembly